UGUCUCUAAGCUGCUGCACAGUGUGCAAGAUUGUGUGUGUGCUUGUGGGAGAAAAAGAGAGAGCGGAGAGAGGCGAGGAGGGGGGGCAACAAGGAUGCAAGUGUGAAGCAGCGUGAGGGGAACCGAGAAAGAACGACUGGGGCGAUCACAAAGGAGAAAGGGAAUCAGCAAGAGCAGAUUAAUCGUGUAGUUCUAAUAGCCUGCUGCUAAAGUGUAGAGAUGCAAUGACUAGAUGAUCUGCUGUGACGCGCGCCCGCAUCCUGUCCUGCAGCCUUGACAGGAGGUGACAAGACAAAUUGACACACGCCGCUCCAACACUGCAUCAUGUCAUCUACAGGGUCAACCAAACACAACAAACGCCUGGCGUCGGAGACAGACAACUCCCAGAGAGUGUUGGACAACGAUUCCACGCAGCAUCUGAAACUGAGGGACAGACAACGCUUUUUUGAGGAGGUCUACCAGCAAGAUGUGGAUAACUACCUGCCCUCGGCUCACCUGCAGAUUGAUAGCAGGAAACCCCCCAUGGGAAGUAUCUCAUCUAUGGAGGUGAACGUGGAUGUGCUAGAGCAAAUGGACCUGAUGGACAUUUCGGACCAAGAGGCCCUAGAUGUCUUCCUCAACUCCGGAUCAGGAGGAGAGGAGGGAGAGCUAACAUCCCCUCUACCAGAUGGGGAGGAUGAAGAGGAUGAGGCGGAUGAAGAGGCCGAGGUUGUCUACAGGGUGUGUCCACCAUUGCAACGGCAAAAUGAAGUCCACAACGGCUCCAAGUCUCGCAUGUCAUCGACAUCAUCGAGCUCCAGCGAUGCGAGCGGGGGCGGAGCAGACACACCUGUAAUCCAGUCGGAUGACGAAGAAAUCCAUGCUGACACCCAACUGCUGACCUCUGUUCCCCAUACUAGGGAUGAAGAAACAGAGGACGAGGACGAGGAGGAGACAUGCCUUCUGACUAAAUCCAAACAAAGACUGAAAUAGAGACAACAAGCUGUCCUCUCAUUGUCUCAUUUCAUUUGCAGAGAAAACCGAGCAUGAUUCACCUGCUGUGAUUUGUCCCCUUUGAAAACUUGUCGGUAUUUAUGCAAAAAGUGUAUUCUUUACAACUUAAAGUACACAUUUUCCCUCUCUUUGUUAAUAGGAAAAAAACUGUCGGUUGAAGUUUGUGCUCUAUGUUUCCGGAUAUUUAAUGCAAAUUACACUGUAGGAGUUUUUCACCGCCCACACAUUAAAAUAUUCUGGCUGCUUGCUGCCUGAGGAGAAUCUUCCUCCUGCUCAUUUUGACUUCAAAGCAGCCAUGGUAAACAAGGAAGGAAGAUGUAUGAAAGUGCAUCUUCACUUUGUAGGUUUUAAAAAAAAACAAUAUAGCAAAUAACACAAAACCCAAUCUGUGGUGGGUUCUUCAAUAAUGUAAAUAACUUAAGUCAAGAUAACUAUUUUUUUUUAUGACAAACAUUUUGCAGGGUGUACUGGUUGAAAUAGCUCCGAUGUAGUAAAGGUUAACUCUAUUCUUAUCCCCUAGUCAUAGCAGGUUUUAUGUUGCCAUUACGCAUCAUUUUGAAAAAGAUGGGUAUGUUUCAUUCCUAACACUGUCACGAAUGGCACUCAUGGAAAGUUUUGUAGCCAUCGGUAUGGGCCGUGAUUUCUAUUUUGUUUCACCAAAUUUGCUAAUUCAUUUCUUCUAAAUUGCUGUUCAGAGCAGUUAUUUUUCUAAAUUCCCCAAAGGUUUGGUAAAAUUUCCGGUUGCGACUGUAAAUACAGAUUUUUACACAAAAUUAUUUUUCAAUAAAUGUAUUGGUGAAACUCAACAUUUGAAUCACUGCCAAAACACUCUGAUGACUAUUUUAGCUAUACUUGGUUGGCUUUUGUUAAAGUGGUAAAUACGGGUCCUGCAAUGUAUGCAAUUCGAUAAACCUAAAAAAAGAGACUGUUAAUCAUUAAUGUGGUUAAACUGAGAAAAAUGAUAGAAGUCAUCAUGGAAAGCUGAUAAGGUGCAUUUGAGGCUCAGCAUAGAUUUUUCAUUUGAUUUUAAAGACUGAAUAUUGUCGUUCUAAUCUGUACGGCAAAAAUAAUGAUCUGAUCAUAUUUGCAUUAUGCAUGAUUUUACAUCUCCACCACAAAUAAGCCUGACCCUUGCUGCCAAACAGCACAAAAAUAAAAUGUGCAUCUGUUUAAUGUAUUAAAACUCCCUUAAACAAUCUUCUGAGACAAAGUAGUAUAUCCAAAAACACAUUUCAUUGAGCGAGUGGUAAAACCAGUUGUGAAUGCAUGCCUUUUUGUGACUAUAUGCUUUUCUGUUGUGCAACAUCACUGUGUUGAAAGACUCGACUCAACCGACACCUGUUAUUAAUGGAUAAGUACUUAAUCUGACAUGUUGUCCCUCUCCUCUGUGUGAAAAGACUUUUGAACAAAGCCCAUGAUGUCAGUGUGUAUGAAUUUGAGUGGUGCAGGAGAAUAUGGAACCGGGGAGCUCAACUGGACUUCUUGUUCAUACGUUGCCAUCCAUCAUUAUAGAGAAUGUGACCCAUUUCUCAACUGCACUGUUACUAUGUGUUACAACUUGUGCAGUUAUUGAAGGUAGACUUUGAUGUCAUGCUGCAAUAAGUAUGUGGUUGUGGAUUUAAAGAUGUGUAUGAAAGUUAUUCAACUCACCAAGUUGGGGCAUUUCCCAACACUUUGCAAUCAAAUUUUAUGUGCAUGUUGUUUCCUGUUUGGAUGUUUUGCUCUCGUAUGAAUAAAAAUGACAGAAAUU
This is a messenger RNA of Syngnathus acus (greater pipefish), 2743 nucleotides long. RefSeq names its product dysbindin-like. The transcript has 4 exons. Lineage: Eukaryota; Metazoa; Chordata; Actinopteri; Syngnathiformes; Syngnathidae. Gene Ontology annotation, cellular component: cytoplasm. The record is from RefSeq and is a predicted model, not a curated record. The coding region runs from base 325 to 972 and encodes 215 amino acids. Gene Ontology annotation, biological process: negative regulation of protein kinase activity.